AUGGAUCCUCAAAAUCUCGAAAAUGAUGGGGUUGAGCAUGUGAAUUAUUGUCUCCAGCAUUAUACCUCUGCAGACACAUGUAGGAGUGCCUUCAAAGCUCCCCUCGAUCCAAGCACUUCCUUGGGAGGUUUCUCAGGGAACAAUUAUUCGGAGGCAUCUGCAUUUAUUGUAACUUAUCCAGUAAACAACGUGAUUGGUAAAGAAGGGAAUGAAACUGAUAAGGCUGUUGCUUGGGAGAAGGCUUUUAUUCAGUUAGUGAAGAAUGAAUUAUUGCCAAUGGUGCAAUCGAAGAAUCUCACACUUUCUUUUUCAUCGGAAAGCUCCAUUGAGGAGGAAUUAAAAAGGGAAAGUACUGCAGAUGUCAUUACUAUAUUGAUUAGCUAUCUUGUGAUGUUUGCCUACAUCUCUCUUACUCUGGGUGACACACCUCAUUUAUCUUCGUUUUACAUUUCAUCUAAGGUGCUGCUUGGUCUUUCUGGAGUUAUGCUUGUCAUGCUGUCUGUUCUUGGAUCAGUAGGAUUUUUUAGUGCCAUUGGAGUAAAGUCUACACUAAUCAUCAUGGAAGUCAUUCCUUUUCUUGUAUUAGCUGUUGGGGUGGAUAACAUGUGCAUAUUGGUGCAUGCUGUUAAGCGGCAACCAUUGGAGUUGCCACUAGAAGGACGGAUAAGCAAUGCUCUUGUGGAAGUUGGACCAUCCAUCACGCUUGCUAGUCUGUCUGAGGUUUUAGCAUUUGCAGUUGGAAGUUUCAUUCCUAUGCCUGCAUGCCGUGUUUUCUCUAUGUUUGCUGCACUCGCUGUUCUUUUGGACUUUCUUCUGCAAGUCACUGCUUUUGUAGCUUUGAUAGUUUUUGAUUUUUUGCGAGCGGAGGAUAAGAGAGUCGAUUGCAUUCCAUGUAUGAAAAUCUCAUCAACAUAUGCAGACACUGAUAAAGGAAUUGGUGGGAGAAGACCUGGAUUACUGGCUCGUUAUAUGAAGGAGAUCCAUGCACCCAUACUCAGUCUUUGGGGAGUUAAGAUAGUAGUCAUUGCUGUCUUUGCUGCUUUCACAUUGGCCAGCAUAGCAUUAACCACUCGAGUUGAACCUGGUUUGGAACAACAAAUUGUUCUUCCGCGGGACUCAUAUCUUCAGGGCUAUUUUAAUAACGUUUCAGACUAUCUCAGAAUUGGCCCACCUCUAUAUUUUGUAGUUAAGAACUACAAUUAUAGCUCAGAAUCAAGUCAUACAAAUCACCUAUGCUCCAUCAGCCAAUGUGAUUCAAAAUCUCUUUUAAAUGAGAUUGCAAGAGCAUCCUUAACACCAGAAUCUAGCUAUAUAGCUAUGCCAGCUGCUUCAUGGCUUGAUGAUUUUCUUGUAUGGAUAUCUCCAGAAGCUUUUGGCUGCUGUAGGAAGUUCACAAAUGGGAGUUAUUGCCCCCCUGAUGAUCAGGCUUCUUGUUGUUCAUCUGAUACAGGUUCAUGUGGUCUUGCUGGGGUCUGCAAAGAUUGUACUACGUGCUUCCGUCACUCAGAUUUGAACAAUGAUCGUCCAUCUACAUCACAAUUCAAGGAGAAACUCCCAUGGUUCCUCAAUGCUUUGCCCUCUGCUGAUUGCGCCAAAGGUGGCCAUGGUGCUUACACUAGCAGUGUAGAUCUGCAAGGCUACGAGAAUGGUGUUAUUCAAGCAUCAUCCUUCCGCACAUAUCACAUGCCUCUUAACAAGCAGAUUGACUACGUCAAUUCAAUGAGGGCUGCGCGAGAGUUCAGUUCAAGGGUUUCUGAUUCUUUGAAGUUUUUGGAGUUCUGCAAUCAUUUUGCUGGUGUUGGCAAUGAUAGUCGUGGAUCUCAUGAUCAAACUCCACAGGGUGUGAUGGCAAUUCUGAAUAUUCAACUGAAUGCAGUCUCUGUUGUCAACCUUGUUAUGUCAGUAGGCAUUGGUGUUGAGUUCUGUGUACAUAUAACACAUGCUUUCUCGGUGAGUAGUGGUGACAGAAACCAACGAGUGAGGGAUGCUUUGGGUACAAUGGGAGCUUCUGUCUUCAGUGGCAUCACAUUAACAAAGUUAGUUGGCGUGAUUGUUCUUUGCUUCUCAAGGACGGAAGUUUUUGUGGUUUAUUACUUCCAAAUGUAUCUCGCACUGGUCCUUCUUGGUUUCUUGCAUGGGCUGGUGUUCUUGCCUGUUGUGUUGAGCAUGUUUGGUCCACCUUCAAGAUGUAAACUUGUUGAGAAGCAAGAAGACCGGCCAUCAGUUUCCUUGCGGCCCUGA
Messenger RNA from Dovyalis caffra, 2241 nucleotides. NCBI's taxonomy places the organism in Eukaryota, Viridiplantae, Streptophyta, Magnoliopsida, Malpighiales, Salicaceae. The record is from the annotation of a GenBank genome assembly.